UGUGGUUCUGGUGGACUUCAGGGAGGACAGGGUCUCUGUGAACGUGGUGAUGGGUCAUGCUGUUAGAGAUGUUGAAGUUCUUCAGGAAGCAGACUCGGGGAUGGCAGAGCGUCUCCAGUCCUUCUUCCUUCCCCUGAUGACCCCUGUCCUGGACCCCGAGGAGCUGAGACUGAGGAGGACCAGGGUCCGCCAGUGGCUUGAGAAAAACCGGCUUCCUGUGGACGAGGACAGGGACAAGCUGAGCGUGGCGGGGGUCCUGACCAUCAUGGCUCCGUACAGACCUGAGGACUGCUGCAGCUCCAACCAGAUCAUCCUGGACCGCAUCCAAAAACUCAUCCAGGUCCAUCCAGAGACUGGUCCAUGUCCAGCUGAACACAGCACUGGGAUCAGUCUGGACCUGGAUCAGCACUAAUCCAUGUUCUGGACAGGUCCACUUCCUCUUCCUGAAGUCAUGCUGGUGACAUGAUUUUGUUCCUUUCAGAAUAAAAGCACUGUAACUCUGUGAA
Austrofundulus limnaeus is the source of this 506-nucleotide messenger RNA. It is a transcript of the gene gemin6, whose product is annotated as gem (nuclear organelle) associated protein 6. NCBI's taxonomy places the organism in Eukaryota, Metazoa, Chordata, Actinopteri, Cyprinodontiformes, Rivulidae. The record is from RefSeq and is a predicted model, not a curated record. Gene Ontology annotation, cellular component: SMN complex; nucleus. Gene Ontology annotation, biological process: spliceosomal snRNP assembly; spliceosomal complex assembly.